Malaya genurostris is the source of this 1216-nucleotide messenger RNA. Its product is annotated as testis-specific serine/threonine-protein kinase 3-like. Bases 79 to 981 code for a protein of 300 amino acids. Gene Ontology annotation, cellular component: cytoplasm. The transcript has 2 exons. Gene Ontology annotation, molecular function: tau-protein kinase activity; ATP binding; protein serine/threonine kinase activity. Lineage: Eukaryota; Metazoa; Arthropoda; Insecta; Diptera; Culicidae. Gene Ontology annotation, biological process: microtubule cytoskeleton organization; protein phosphorylation; intracellular signal transduction. The record is from RefSeq and is a predicted model, not a curated record.
CCCAAUGCCCAUCAAAUCAUAAACAAUAUUGUCCGGAAGGACUGCCGACGAAGCUCAAAAUUUACAGUAUUAUCAAAAAUGCAAAAUUCGGAAAAAGACGAAUUGGAAGCGGCUGUGUUUUCUUCCGUUGGUGACAACUGGACUCGCAAAAAGGUAAAACAACAGCUCGCAAAUCGUGGUUACUUCAUCGGGAACAGCGUCGGUGAAGGUUCCUACUCGAAGGUGUACUACUCGGAGCAGCACCGACCGGGACAACAGUUUCCGGAUAGGCGCGCUUGUAAAAUUAUCAACCGGCGCAGGAGUUCGAUGGAGUACGGUCAGUUUUUGCCGAGGGAAAUCAAAACAAUGAUCGCGCUGUCACAUCCCAACAUUGUUUCGAUUCACUCGGUGUACGAAUUUGGUCCGUACGUGUGCAUAUUCAUGGACUAUUGCCGCCACGGAGACUUGCUGCAGCGCAUUCUGGAACAUGGCAAGCUGCCCGAAGCGAAGGCUCGUCUGCUGUUCAAACAAUUGGUUUCGGCGGUGCAGUACAUGCACUCACGAGGCUAUUGCCACCGGGACAUCAAGUGCGAAAAUGUUCUGCUGUCCACGGCGACUCACGUGAAGCUGUCGGAUUUUACUUUUUCGAAAAAAUGCUGCUGCGAGGGUGGAGGCGGACAGCUGAGUGCGACUUUUUGCGGCUCGGUAGCUUACGCGGCUCCGGAAAUCCUCAAAGGCAUUCGCUAUGACCCCAAGCGGUACGAUAUGUGGUCUCUGGGUUGUGUACUGUUCAUCAUGGUUACCGGAACGAUGCCGUUCGACGAGAGUAACGUGACGGAGACGAUCGAGCGCCAGGAACGGAAGCAGUAUUUCUACCCGUCGGAUGUCAAGCCGAACCCAAUGAUAAUUGAACUGAUUGACAGGCUCAUCGAACCGGAUGUGGAAGCUCGGGCCUCCGUGGAGCAGAUUCUGCUGGAUCCCUGGUUAGAAGCGGAAAACUGAUUAGUUUUUUUUUCGGUGGAAUGUGGAACCGAGGUGUGGGAGUUGUUUUGUGUUCCAUGAGCGAGGAUGAUUGAAUUAUUCAAUUCCGAAUAAUAAAAAUGCUGCUUUCUGGUUGCCAGUCAAACACAUCACUUCGCUUCGCUUCUCGUGUCUGACACUUGACAGUGUUGCGCCUUGGCUGAUAGUUUUGAAUAGGUCAAACUGUUGUAGUGCUUCAAAAUGCCACAAUAAAAGA